AUGUCUGCAUUACACAAGGCUGUCUAUGAGGCUGACAUGCCGCGUGUGAGAGCUAUAAUAGCCACCGCAAAAGAAGAUGAACUAAAUGAAUGGGUCAAUGCUCCUGAUCUCAGGGGCAAUCCACUUUUGCACCUGGCCAUUUGGAGGGGAACGUACGAGAUGGUCGAACUACUUCUUCGUUCUGGCGCCAAAACGAGAUGCAAGAGCAAGGAGCGCUGGACAGCCUUAGAUGAAGCUGUGAGCAUGGGCGACCGUCAGAUAAUCCGACUUGUGUACAAAGCGCACAUGAAUCAGGUGGAGUCGGACUUCCAGAAUAGUUUGCCCAGGUUGCUAGAAACGCUCAAACUUGCCGGUGACUUCAUUUUGACCCUUGAUUGGCAUGUAAAUACUUGGAUCCCAGUUAUAUCUCGUAUCAGGUUGAGUGAUACCUACACAAUCAGCAAAAAGGGGACCAUGGUUCGGAUAGACACCACACUCACCGGGUUUAAUGAAUAUUUUAUUGCUGAAAGGGGUGACGUCAGCUAUAUAUUCAAGUUAGAGGGCGAGGAUGCCAAAAAUCAGCGGAAAAGUUUCAUUGUGAUGGACAAUCCCAAACGCCGCUACAACAUUGCGCGCAGCAAGGUGAAGCCUAAACAUCGUCGAUCAACAACUGGGAUUGAGAAAUCCAGUCGCAAUGGCGUGGGUUCUGAUUCUAGGAGUCACAACCACGGUUAUCAACGUAGCAAUCGCACGCAUGCUAACAACACGGUACAUAGUGGUGUUGCAGCUCCGGGUAUCGGUUCUGGCUUGCUCGAUGGGAGUGCAGUGAUUACUUCGAGGUCAAGCACUAGUGUGGUUGGAGCUCCCGGGGGGGGGUGUUCUGCGAAUGGAACAGAUACUUUUAGACGCAGAAGUACGAACGCACGGCCUUCCGCACAUCCAAUGUGUUCACCCCUCUACAUACACGGACAAAUAUCAAGAAAAUCGCUUCCGAAGUCUGUCUCAAACUCGCAGUCACGGAGACAAAAUUCACAUAUGCAAACAGGCGGUAGUAUGUUUGCAGACACGAGCUUAAGGAGCUUGGAAGGGCAAGUCAACGGUUCGGAAGCCGAAUUUGAAGAGCACAGUAUCAGCGGCAGAGGGUGCAAUAGUCUGAAUCUGAGGGCAGCCACAGCUAAAAGGAGGAGCUCGUCUGUGAGCAUUGGAAGUGCAGCUAGUGGCAAUAUGAGACGGCUUAGCGACCAGAGCGCUUACUCACAAGGGGCCGCCUCCAACACCCGAGAUACAGACUGUCAAGGUAGCACAUACAGCAACAUUAGCGCGGGCGCAGGGGAGAGAGAGAGGGGCAGGUUUGAGCAGUUGGAGCGUGUUUGUAGUGGGAUUCUAGUAGCGGAACAACAUACCGAUAGCAGAGAUAGAACGCCUAGCCAGGCCUCGGAUGACCCGUCAGACUUCACGUCGUCCACCAGCACUCUAAAAGUACUGACAACUCCGACUGGGAGGAGUAACAGUGUGGGGGAGGCCAUCAAGCCUGUAAUUUCCAGUCGAGCGAGGAAGGUGACCAGUGAUCUCGGCAAUCCCACAGUCAGCAAGGUCGCCGGUGGAAGCUAUUUAAAAGUUGCAAAGAGUUGGGGAAGUAGUACGGAGGACGAGGCUAACAGGCUGUCCAAAAUACCAUCGCCGGGGCCAAUUGGGCGUGGUAGAACACUUCAAGGCGGUGGUCUGGGGGAUCAGUGGGCUGCGGCUGUGAGUAGCACGAACCGUAGCACUAAGAGCGAAGCCCAAGCGCCAAAUCCAGAGAAGAGUACCGGUACAGGCAGCAACGGAGUGCGUCAAGAUUGGAUGGGUGACUGGAGGUCGGAGAGGAGGCGGAAUGAAGGCUACGAUAGCUAUCACCAACGGGUGAAGCACCAUCAUGCGAGUGAGCCCGACCUAGUGAGUGAGUAUUACCUAUCGGGGCUUCGUGCUGAGCUUGUUCAAGACAGCAAGGAACCCCCUGAACGACAAAUUAGCAAGGAGAGAACAGCCGACAAAUCGGUAAAAGUCACCAUAUCCGAUGGACUGAAUGAUGGCAAUCACAAGGACUGGGAGACGUCUGCGUGGCAACUCAAGCCGAACUCUAGCACGGGGAGCAAGCACAGUGUCAGCAGCGAGCCCUCGUUCUCUCCGAUAGUUAGCAACACCGUAACGCCGGAGUCCCGCAGUGUGACCAGUCUGCGUCAGGUGAAUGACUUGGUGCGAAGGCCAAAUCUCAGUGCGAGUGGCAUCAACACCAGCAGUUUAGUCGAUGUACAGCUCAAUCUCAAUGUUAGCAGGAGCACAGGCAACACUUCAUUGCGCAAGUAUCUAUGCACGACACCAUCAAAUGCGAGCCAAACUAGUUUCAUCACACCGGCAAGUACCCCCACCACUAUGAAACGCGGUCAUAGUCUCACGGGGGUGGAGAGCUGCACGCCUUCCGGGACACCCAGCGGGAAUGGGCGAGGCAGUGUGUUCGGGUACAGUCAAUACGCCAUCACCCCGAGUGGCACUCCAAAUUUGCGGGUCAAAGAAAAGUCUGGUGUGCAGCAAAAUCGAAGUAAGAACACGAGCAUCAACAACCUUAGCGCGGAUGGGAGUGUAUCCAGCAUCAGCACAGAGACGCACCCAAGCAUACAUUGCCAUGUGAGUGGCAUGAAGGCGCCGAGCAUUUCUAGCUUUGACUACUCGAGUGCUCAUACAAGUGCGGAUGGUCUUAAAAAAAGGGAGGCAAGAGAGAAGAAGAAAGCGAAGCUGGUAGAGGAUGAAUUAGAUUUAUUGAUGCGCAACGACGUGAGUAAGGUUAACAUGUCCACUAAGUGUAUACGAUUCGAAAAAGCUAAGGCUGGCAUAUGGGGUAUGCGGCACGAUCGGAUAGGGGUGAUAAAUGGGAGUAUAGCGCAUGUCUACGAGGUCAAGAAUGUCUGCUUACGCAUGCGAAAGCGACGGGAACACUUGAAUGAUGAUGAUAUCAAGGCUUCGAAGCAAUCUCGUAUCAAAACAGCUGCUUUCGCUCAAGAGGCGCGACGAAAUUCUAUUACGGACAAGGCAAAGGCACGCCGGAUACCCAGCAUUACGCAUAAGCAGAGCUUGAAACAGCCUCCGAGAUGUCCCUUGACUUUUGAAGAAUACUUGAGAUCUGAUGUACGGCUAGGGCGUCCCCUGCAUAUGAAAGUACAAAGGAAAGACUUUAAGUGCCACGUGUGGAUGUCUGAAGAGUUUCCAAUGCAGGUGGCUACGCUUCUGAGUCUGUUGGAGAUCGCGGCUCCGGCUAAUAAGUACUUUGUGAAAAUUCGGAAUUUCUUGAGCACUUUACUACCGCCUGGCUUCCCGGUUCGUGUGGAGAUUCCAUUGAUUCCCACUGUGAACGCCACCUUGACCUUCAGAGACUUGGUCUACACCGAUAUAGAAGAUAGUCUGUUCACCUUUCCACCUGACUAUCAGAGAGAUCCAGCCAUGAGAGUUCGUGGGUUCAAGUCUUCUAAAGAAGCACACAAUGCAGACGACCACGGGUGACAUGGACCAAUAUAGUAUCUUAUUCCAAAACGUGUAUAGUAAACGAUAUAUUACCAUACG
This is a messenger RNA of Sphaeroforma arctica JP610, 3573 nucleotides long. RefSeq lists its product as hypothetical. Gene Ontology annotation, molecular function: protein binding. NCBI's taxonomy places the organism in Eukaryota, Ichthyosporea, Ichthyophonida. The transcript has 11 exons. Gene Ontology annotation, cellular component: cytoplasm. The record is from RefSeq and is a predicted model, not a curated record. The coding region runs from base 1 to 3513 and encodes 1170 amino acids.